UAUAUUCCAGGAUAUUACAUAACUUUUAUUCUCUAACUAUGACAAUAUCAUGCAGUGAUAAAUGCAUAGAUUGUAUUAAACACUCCAUUAACAAGGAGGAUGAUCAUGUUUGUGCAUAUUCUGUAUCUCGCUGUGUUAUUGGCGGCUAAUGUCAAAUAUACGGAUAGCCAAGCAAAGAAGGUUGGCGAUACUCGCAAACGUCUUGUGGAGGAUGUAAUUUACUUUGUUACCAGCACGGGACGUGUUCACUGGACAACCAACAAUGAAACAAUCUUGAAUCAGAUUAACGCUUUAAAAACUUUGCAAAGCAAAGUGUUUCAGACUGUGGACGGUUACCGUGGUUACGAAAUAAAUCAGAAGAUUGAUGGCAGUUCAAAAUACUGGAAGAGGAUCCCUAAAUGUACGAAUCCCAGCCUGGAAAUAGAUAUCCUGAAGACCGCCGAUCAGAGUGUGGUCAAUAAGUACCUGAAAGCCUUGAAGAUCCAGUUAGCAUCGUGCCAGGCUAAACCUUGAUUGCGCAUGCGUGGACGAUGAUGAUGAGUUAAUUUGAAAAACGAUUGAUUACAAUAUAUGUAUCGAUGCUCUGUGUGCGUGUGACGUCAAAAACGAUUCAGACUUUAUUGCUUGCUUUGCAAAACGUAAAAACGUUCUGAAAUAACAUUUUUAAGAUAAUAAAAAUACAUGUAUUAUGAUACAAUUGUAUACGAAUAAAUGUGUAUUUUACAAUAAAAUUAUUCAAAAGCAGG
Ruditapes philippinarum (Manila clam) is the source of this 746-nucleotide messenger RNA. RefSeq lists its product as uncharacterized. Bases 100 to 513 code for a protein of 137 amino acids. The record is from RefSeq and is a predicted model, not a curated record. The transcript is spliced from 3 exons. Lineage: Eukaryota; Metazoa; Mollusca; Bivalvia; Venerida; Veneridae.